This is a messenger RNA of Chelonoidis abingdonii (Abingdon island giant tortoise), 5901 nucleotides long. RefSeq names its product FANCD2 and FANCI associated nuclease 1 (gene FAN1). The record is from RefSeq and is a predicted model, not a curated record. Gene Ontology annotation, cellular component: nucleus. NCBI's taxonomy places the organism in Eukaryota, Metazoa, Chordata, Testudines, Testudinidae. Gene Ontology annotation, molecular function: 5'-3' exonuclease activity; flap-structured DNA binding; 5'-flap endonuclease activity. Gene Ontology annotation, biological process: interstrand cross-link repair.
CUAAGGUGCCACAAGCACUCCGUGUUCUUUUUGCUGAUACAGACUAACACAGCUACUGCUCUGAAAUAUUUAACAGAGAGUGAUCGGUAGUUCUGGGUAAAAGCCAUUACAGCUAUGUAUCAUUUGUGCUUAUAUGCUUUACCCUGGAACAUACCACUAUUUCAGUAUUGGCACCUGAUCAGUUCAGUAUUUGUUGCAUAUUAGAUAUUAGACCUGUAAAUGGAACGUGUUCUAAAAAUGAUAGUUCAUAAUGCAGUAAACUCAGUAGGAAAUGGUACCUGAGACAAUGUGAAGUCUCCUGAGAGGAAAAAAAUUAAAAUUGUAGCUAGCAUUCACAUUCCCUUUCAAAACUUUCUUAAUUUGUUGAAGAGUUCUUAAUUUCUGGUUUAUAUGCCCAGGGUACAAUUUUAUCUUGCAGCAGCUUCAGGAAUAGUUCUGUAUCUCCUAAUGUAAACCUAUAUGGCUUCCUACAUUAAGACAUUUCUGCAGAUUCUUCAUUCCAUAGCCAUAAACCUUCCACUGGUUUGAAAUUUGAAAGGUUUUCUGGUCAAGAUGUUUUUCCUUAUCAGUUUUGUUGACUUGCUUUACUUUAAAUUGGUCAGUACUUCAAGGGCUACACUCCUCUUAAACAUCUCUUUAGAAUGACAAUGCCUGUGCUCUAGAGGCCAAUUAAUUCACAUGUGGUCUGAUAUGCCAUGUUAUAACAAAUAUUUUUAAAAAAUUACCUUUUAUGAAGUCAUAUUACACUUGGAAUCCCUUUCUCAUUAAUGAAGGAAUAGCUCUUCCUUUUCCUUAUAAUGUAUGUGACUUAGGAACCCAGUAUUGUGAAACAGCUAAAGUGCAGGAACUUUCAAGCUUUUAGUUAUUAAGGAUAAACAUUUUUCUGGCUUCAAAGACUUUCUCAAUAGCGACACUUUAAAACUGGGAGUUUUGGAGAUCUCUCAGCUUCUCCUUUCGGUUGAAUGAUAAUGCAUCCAACUUUGUAUUUAUCUUACACUUGCCAGAUUCAGCCUCCCCUUGGAGCUUCAAGACCAGCUGUUCAUCUUUUAGGAUUUGAAGCCUUUUUUCAGUCUCUUUGGAGAUACUGUUGUAAGCAUUUUUAAUGCUUUCAACUCACAAAAGAAUUUUCUAAGGGAUGCACCUUUAGGUUUUAUUAUUUUUUUCUUUUCAAUUACUUUUCUUCCUUUUACCCAUAUUUCUUCCCAUACCUAAUAGCUAUUAGAAUACUUCGUGAUCUCAGCUUGGCCUUUGUAUUAUGACUCUGGUUUAAUGUUGAAUAUCUUUACUGAACUUCUCAAUGCUGGUCAUAUACUAUAUUUGUUUGUUAUAAGAAGUAAAUAAGAUUUUCUAAAAUUCAAAAUAUGUAAUGAUUAGAGAAUUACACCUGCAUAUGACCAAGCAUUUUGUAGCUUUUAAAACAUUUUCUUUAAUACAUAAAAAUAUCAAGGUGUUUUACAAACUGAUUUAGGCCUUGAUCCUGCAAUGAGUGCAUGAGUGGAGGGACUUAAUGUAGGACCAGACAAAUCAGGACCCUGACUGCAAUUAGAUGUUAAUGGGCAGACCCUCACUGAUUUUGCAGUCUCUGCAUAGGCAAGAGGAUACGGUAUCCCUGUACGGACUGAUUGAAAGAUUAGUACCUACAUUAUUAUAUCUGUAUGUAUUGCCUAUCUUUAACUCGACUGCUAACAUUAAGUAAACAACAUGUGACAUUUAAAAUCUGUAAUGCUUCUAAGACAAAUAAUAAUAAGGCGGUACCUUUAUCAACAACUAUGUAUAAAAACAAUUAUUCCAACACCCCCAUGCAGACCUAACAUACAACUGCUUAAGACAGGAGGAGAAGAAUGCUUUAUUAAGUUGGAGGUCAUGUGGGGACUUCAACCUAAGCAGAAUAUAAUUUGGCCAGAACACUAACACUUGCCCUCAAACCACUUUGCAAACAUUGCAGUGAUUCAAAACACAUUUCAGCUUGGCCAGCUGCUCUACAGCUGCUGGACCACAUCAUGCGUUACGGAGUAUGUGCUGAGUGAUCUACAAAAUGGCAGUGGCAUCUUUGGAAAAGGCAGCUUUCCCCCACUGCUUUAUAGUGAGGGCGGCUAGGGCCCACCCUUUUCCCGCGAGGCCGUUACCCGCCUCCCGGAUCCACACGCACAAGGUACUACACUGGGUCACGCAACAAUAAUCCCGUUUCUUGGUGCUCGGCCUGCUGCGUGUCCCCCUCCAGGCCGGAUACGUGGGAGGGGGGUGUGUAGGGACGCAGCCUGCCCGAACGGAGGGUCAUUUUCGCUGCCGUUUCCUCGGGGCUGGGGCUCGGGCAGCGCCUGCAGCCCCGGGGGACAGACCCACGGCCUGGUGCGUUGCUCUUUGCAAUCGCUCUCGUUCAUGGUCCGUCUCCCGCGUGCUCCGCUCGCUCGCGCUCAGCCUGGCCCCACCAGCCCUCACCGCGCUCGGCACCGGCGCAUCGAUCACUCCGGGUUCGGCUCAUCGUGCCUGUGCCGCCGGGCUGGAGAGCGGAGAUGGAUGGAGAGUGCCUGGCCUUGAGCGGAGGCACGGCAGAAGAAACAGGCAAAUAACAUGAAGCCAAGAAAACUCCUCUUUUUAAUGAUUUCAGAAUAAGAAAAUAUCAGUCAAAUGAAGCAGCCCAUGCAGUGGGCGUGCUUUUUAAUCCCACAAUGUCGGAAGCCACAUCUCCAGAAAAUAAAAGACCCCGGAGAAGCUUGUCCCUCAGUAAAAACAAGAAAAAGAAUGAAGCAGAAGUUAAAGGAGCACCACCCAUACCUUCAGCUUCUUCCUCUAUCCUUUCAUUUUUUAACAACACUCUCCCUGCCAAAGUCACCUGCCCUAUGUGCAGGCAGCUGGUGCCAAGGUAUGGGAUCAACAAGCACAUAGAUGAAAUGUGUCAGAAGAACCAUGGGGAUGGCGAAAUGAUUCUACCUGAUUCAGGACUUGACUGUUUUAUGAAUGAGGGCCCAUCAGGUAUAGAUCUGAACACUUGUUCCAGCCCAUACUUUGCAAAGGAAGCUUCGACUCCAGAGAAAAAUAUGAGUAUCUUUGAAAGCAACUUGUUGAAAAUGAGAGCAGGUGCAGGACAGCAGACUAGUCCUUACUUUAAGAAGAAUAAUGCUCCAAUGUGCGAUGUUCAGAAUGAGCCAAGAGUGCAAGUGGUUAAAAGUAUCUCUUUGGGCAACUUGGCAUCUAAACUGUCCAGAAGGUACCGUAUCCAGAAUAGACAACUGAUAGAAGUAAAUGAGAAGAAUUCUUCAUCCCAAGCUGUUCACUGUAUGUGUGACAAUUCUGCAGAAUGGAGUGAUGGAGAGACUUGUGCUGGGGAUGGCUCUCAAAAAGAGAAUCACUUUGUUCUGUCAGGAUUCCAAAAGCAGCAUGUCCCAAAAGACAGUUUAACAAAAGAACUUGAAAGUCAGGGAGAAACACAAGCAUGUGAUAAAGAGACUCUUGUGUGUUCUGCUCAUGGAUUAGUAUCCUCAGUUAGCAUUGUUGCCAGGGAGCUAGUGUCUGCUGCAGGGAACACUGAGAAACACAGUUAUUCUGAAGGCAUGGUGCCUAAUCUUAGCAAACAUACACCUCCAGCAAGUUAUAAUAAAGUAGAGAGAUCUGAUGGUUCAGAAGCCAAAACUCAGUUCUCUGUUAAGGAUAUUCCUCCUUCAAGGACACAAGUGAUGUAUGAGAGCCAUACAGAAAACUGUCUAGUGAAGGAUAAUACAGGAACACUUCCUGUGGAAGUUCAUGAAGACUUAAGGAAUGAGAUGAUUGAUCAUACUUUCUCAGAACCUAUGCACAAGGUGGAUUUUCAGAGUCCUGCCAGUGACAUUUUAGACAAAAUAAGUGGUGCAUUUGGUUCUGCGUCUGACUCUUUUGGUCACCCAUAUUAUCUCCAGAAUUUCCUGAUGGUCCUGCAAGUUGUCUUGGAGAAUCAUGAUGAUCUGAGACUCUUUGAUGAGCAAGACACCAGCACUAUCACAAAGUUCUACCAAUUGUCAGCUGGUGGUCAGAAGUUAUAUGUAAGACUUUUUCAACGCAAACUGAAUUGGAUAAAAAUUAACAAAAUAGAAUAUGCAGAGAUCAGUGCAGAUUUGUUGCCAGUAAUUGGAGAAUUGGUUGAAGCAGGCUUUCUACAAACAGAAUCUGAAUUACAAGACCUUUCUGAGGGGCUGGACUUACUUUCUGCUCCUGAGCUAAAAACAUUAGCGAAGACCUUUCACCUGAAAAACCCAAAUGGUCAGAAACAGCAGCUGGUAGAGGACUUUCUCAGACUGGCAAAACAACGUUCGAUCUUCAGCAGUAAUCAGUCUGGUAUUGGGGCAGUGAUUUUGAAAAGGGCUAAGGACCUUUCUGGGAAGUCUGUCAGGGUCUGUAAAGGCCCCCGAGCAGUAUUUUCUCGAGUUUUACUGCUGUUCUCACUGACUGAUUCAAUGGAGGAUGAGGAAGCCGCUAGUGGUGGCCAAGGCCAGCUUUCCACCUUGCUUAUGGUAAACAUGGGUCGUACGGUGUUUCCCAGUUACACGGUAAAUAGGAAAACAGCAAUCUUCCAGGACAGAGAAGAUCUCAUCAGAUAUGCAACAGCUGCUCAUUUGUCAAAUGAUGUAGCCACUGCAAUGGCUAAUGGGAACUGGACAGAAGCUAAAUAUCUCUAUAUGUGUGCAAAAGAAACCUGGCAUGAACUAAAAAAUCAUCCUUCUUUGAGAUGCCAUAGAGACUUACCUGAGUAUCUGCGACAUUUUACAGUUGGGUGGAUGUAUACAAGGAUCCUCUCUCGAGGGGUUGAAAUACUGCAGAGACUUCAUAUGUAUGAGGAGGCUGUGGAAGAACUGCAGCAUCUUUUGUCUCAGGAAGUGUAUUGUACAGACAGCAGAGGACGAUGGUGGGAUCGACUGGCUUUGAAUUUACACCAACACUUGAAACGCAAUGAGCAGGUUAUUGAGUGCAUUAGAAAAGGGCUGUCAGAUCCAUUUGUGCGCACAGGCCAUCGACUCUCUCUCUACCAGCGUGCACUGCGAUUGAAAGACUCACCAAGCUGCAAGAAGUUCAGGAGCCUCUUUCAGGGGCUGCCUGUCAUAACUCUGGAAGAUGUUACACAUGUUACAAUCAAAGGAAAGAUGUGUCCCCAAACAGGGGUGGGAAAAUCUGUGUUUCUAGUGGAGGACGUUGAUGAUCAAGAGAAAGGAGAAGACUUCGCUCUGUCCACAAUCAUGUGUUCAGUUGAGGAGCUGGCGUUAACCCAUUACAGACAGAAUGGCUUUGAUCAGGGGAUUCAUGGAGAAGGGUCCACAUUUAGUACACUCUAUAGCCUUCUAAUGUGGGACAUUAUUUUCAUGGAUGGCAUACCAGACGUUUUCAGAAAUUCUUAUCAGCCAUUCCCCCUGGAUUUGUAUACUGACAGCUUCUAUGAGAACAGGAAGGACGCCAUUGAAUCUAGACUCCAGCUACUGCACGCAGCUUCCUCAGAGACCCUGAACGAGAUGAUUGCCAACGUCUGGAAUGCUCAACAGGGGAAAGCGGCCGUACUAGUUAGCUGGGACCGGUUUACUUCUCUCCAGCAGGCUCAGAGUCUAGUGGCUUGCUUUGGGGGACCUUUUCUGAGUGGUGUAUGUAGGAGGCUCUCCAAAGAUCUGCGCCAUUGCAGAGGGGGUCUUCCUGAUCUAGUCGUGUGGAGUACGCAAGAACACCGCUUCAAGCUGGUGGAAGUUAAGGGUCCCAAUGAUCGCCUCUCCCACAAACAGAUGAUUUGGCUGGAUGAACUGAAGAAGCUGGGAGCUGCUGUAGAAGUUUGUCAUGUGGCUGCAGUUGGAGCUAAAAGUAAACGCCUCAGUUGAAUAAAACUGUCUCAAACAUGUUUGAUGGGGAAGGGGGAGAACUAUUUUAAAAAAUAAAUAAAUUAUGAAUGUG